AGAAAUACUGUGGUAACUGGUACCUACGUAGAAUUACUUAUUACCUACAUACAGCUAGAAGAGAAGCGAGGUGUACCAAUAAUUCAAUUGUUUGAUACUUAUGUUGUGUCUUGAAACCUACAUAGGUACUUCAUAAAUUUUAAUAUAUUUAUCUACUUUAUUUAGUUUUAUCACUAUUUAUGGUACCAGGGUGGCAGCAGUUAGCAGUACCUACAGAUCAAGUAUAAUUUGCUUCACCAAGAAUUAUGGACAAAGAAACAAAGAGUGAAGUUGAAAAUUCCAAGAACGGAAGCACAAAUGAAGAGUGCGCCAAAAAGAAGAAAAAGAGUAAAAAACACAAGAAGCACAAGAAAGAAGUUAACGACGUUGCUAAGAAGAGACAUAAAAAGAAAAAAAAGUCGAAGAAGGAUAAGCGAGCGAACUCUGAGAGUGAAACUUCUCUAUCUGAUGUUGAAGACCUGAUUAGAAAAUCACGGCAAUGUAAAUCACAAGCAAAAGAGCCUCCAAUUGAGAUAAUAAAAUUAAGCUCUCCAAAUCCUAAUAAUGGUACUAUUAGUGCCUAUACUGUAAAGUCGGGAAUUAGCAGCAGAAGUACACUAAAGUUGUUUAAUAAAGGCAGUAGUAGUAUAGAAAUAAUUUCUUCCACUUCAGAGACUGAAAACUACCAAGAAGAUUGUGUUAGUCCAGAGCUCACGAUGAUAGAAGAUGAUCUUAAUUUAGAAGAGUUAAUGCAACAAAAAGAACUUCUACAAGCGCGAUUAGUAGCAUAUUCUUCAGAUACAAGUGACGAAGAAGCGAAAAAGAAGAGGAAAAAAAUCGACUAUAUACAUAUUAAUGAUGACGAGGUCGGGUCUACACGUCAUAAACGAAGUCAUAAAGAGUACGAAACAGAAAAGCGACGGAGCAGCAAACAUAAAUCAUGCAGAGAAGAACGAGAAAAGCAUAAACAUAGAUUGCAUCGCGAUCAAAGUAGCGAACACCGGAAGGAUUUGGAAAGAAGGCUAGAAGAUAGAGCAAAUCGUGAACGCAAGGAUAGAGAAAGACGUAAAAUAGAAGAACGUGAACGUGAGAGAGACAGAGAAAGAGAACGAGAGAAAGAACGAGAAAGGGAUAGGGAGAGGCGAAAAGAGCGUGAACGAGAAAGGGAUCGCGAUAGAAUAAACGACAGGAAAAGGUCAUCAGAACGACGGCGAAGAGACAGGGAAAUCGGCCGCAGCCGUCGAUCCCAGGAUCGCUCGCUGUCCGUGCGCCGUGAUCGCCGUUACAUGGACCGGGACAGACGAUCUCGAGAUAGAAGUCGUGAUCGCCAUAGAGGACAUUCACGUGAUAGAGGAUCAAAUGGCAGAGAGAAACGAGGCUCACCUACGGCUGUUUCCCACAUCGUCCCAAGUUCAAGUGACGAAGAGCUUGAUAUAUCUAUUAAUACAGAUGAGGAAGAAGAAACUGAAGAACAAAUAAUUGAAAAGAGAAGAAAGCAACGAGAACUUCUAUUACAGCGUUUGGGUACAAACAACAACAAUGACGGGAAAAAAGAAGAAAAAAUUGAGACAAAUACAAAGAAGACAUCAACAUCUGAUAGUAAACAAAUUAAAGAAGGUUACUCUGUACCUAUUCAUAAGGAGGACUCUAACAUUAAUAACUCGACUGAUGUCAAUAAAGAAACAAAAGAUCAAGGGGCGGAUAAUGAUACAUUUAAAUUAGAGAAAUCAACAAAAAAAAGCGAUUGGGAUAUGUUUGCAGUUCAAGAUAACUUUGAUAAUGUUGACACACCAACUGCUGGAAAACCUAGGAGUAAAUUGGCUCAAGAGAAUCCUUCCCUGACAGACAACUGGGAUGAUGCAGAGGGUUACUAUAGAGUUCGAAUCGGCGAAAUUCUAGACAAUAGGUAUUCAGUUUAUGGUUACACCGGCCAAGGGGUGUUCUCGAAUGUGGUUCGGGCCAGAGAUCAAGCACGCGGUAACACUGACGUGGCUGUAAAAAUAAUCAGAAACAAUGAAAUAAUGCACAAAACAGGUCUCAGAGAAUUGGAAAUUCUUAAGAAGUUAAAUGACGCGGAUCCAGAUGACAAAUUCCACUGCCUUCGUCUUUUCCGACACUUCUUCCAUAAACGCCAUUUAUGUAUGGUGAUGGAACCACUGUCAAUGAAUUUAAGAGAGGUUCUUAAGAAGUACGGAAAGAAUAGUGGAAUACACAUAAAAGCUGUCAGAAGCUAUACUCAACAAAUGCUAUUAGCGUUAAAAUUAUUAAAGAAAACACGAAUUUUACAUGCAGACAUAAAACCUGACAAUAUCUUGGUCAACGAAAGUAAACUUUUGUUAAAGUUGUGUGACUUUGGUGCAGCUUCGCAAGUAUCGGAUAAUGACAUUACACCCUACUUGGUAUCAAGAUUCUACAGAGCGCCCGAAAUUAUAUUAGGAGUACCCUAUGACCAUGGUAUAGACAUGUGGUCAACGGCUUGUACAAUUUAUGAGCUGUCUACGGGAAAGAUUAUGUUUAGCGGUAAAUCAAAUAAUGAGAUGUUGAAAUACUUUAUGGACCUGAAAGGCAAGAUACCUAAUAGAAUUAUUAAGAAGGGUCACUUCAAAGAACAGCAUUUUGAUGCCAACUUUAAUUUCAUGUAUCAUGAGUUGGAUAAAAUUACUGAAAGGGAGAAAGUGGUAAUAAUGUCAAGUAUAAAGCCAACACGAGAUUUGCUCUCUGAAUUGGCACCACCAUUGCAUCGGUUGCCGCCUGCAGAAGCUAAGAAGGUGACCCAACUGAAGGAUCUCCUCGAGAGGAUGCUCAUGAUUGACCCGACGAAGAGGGCAUCUGUUAAUCAUUGCCUUGCUCAUCCCUUUAUCCAGGAAAAAAUUUAAGUUUAACAAACCUCAUUCACAGACAAUAAUUUUUAUUUAAUACAUGUACUUUUAGUUCAGAUAAAUAGGUUAGUUGGGGAAGCCCGUCCGUGUCUUUAGUAAAAUAUGCAUAAACAUUUUUAUAAGUGUGUUAAAAUGGUAAAUAAAUGUUCAUUGCAUUGUGGUCUAAGAUCCAAAUAUAGGUCGACCUACACCGGCGUGAUAAUAGAAUGAGACCAAUUUUAUAAUAAAUUUAGUGUAUUAAAAAAUGUAUUAAAAAUGGGUUUACUGGGAAAAUCCUAGACAGGAUAUUUUUUAAUUAAUUAUUAAAAAAUCUUUUAUUUUCAUUUUUUAUUUAUUGCAGUUUCGAGAUAAUAAAACAGCGCUGACACAUUUUUUUUUUCAUCAUUCUAUCAAGUGAAAGUAACUGAUACCGACAUACCUGUUUAUACCUGCCAACCUAGCCGUUUGUCCUGGUAAAUAUUAGAAAACAUUCUGUAGUCAUACUUUAAGUCUAUUAUAAUUUUUUUUAUUAUCUUGAUACUGCAAUUAAUUAAUUUUUUUUAAUACAUUUUUUAAUAGACUAAAUUUAUUAUAAAAUUGGUCUCAUUCUAUAAUCACGCCGGUGAAGGUCCACUUAUUCGGAUCUUCUACUAUUACCAGACACGAGAUAGUGUGAAAUAGUUAUUUAUUUUUUGGUUAUUCGGUUAUUUAGCAUAGUUUUGGGCUAAACUAUACAUUAUAGGGCGUGGAGUUGAGAGUCGUAAUUUUUUUAUGGUUAGCUAUUGUCCUAUGGAACCUAAAUCUGAAAUUUCACACCGAGGAAACUUUCAGUUUUUGAGUUACGAAUUUUUGAAAAUUGGAAGAUUACUAGGUAUAGAAAGUUACUAAAUCUUGUUUUUGUUACGCAUAUAUUUUAUUGUUUUGACAAUGUCAACCUGACACACAGUACCUGCUUGAUCAUUUCAAGUACAACAUUUCUAACCAUUAUGUAGAGUAAUUUAUUUUGUUUAACUUUUUACGAAAAAAAAAAACGCUCCGAACUCGAAACAAGUUAGGUUAGGUUAUGAUAGAUUUUUUUUAAACAAUCGAGCGCAGCGAGCGGACCGUCUUGAAUUGUUUUAAGCCAAAUUUGAUACUGACAAAAUAAUAAAUAUGCGUAACAAAAACAAGAUGAAGUAACUUUCUAUUUCCGAUUUUCAAGAAUUCGUAACUCAAAGACUAAAAGUUUCCUCGGUGUGAAAUUUCAGAUUUAGGUUCCAUAGGACAAUAGCUAACCACAAAAAAAUUGACGACUCUCAACUCCACGCCCUAUAGUGUACAGUUUUACCUAGUUUUGUUUUUUUAUUUUUAUUUUUCAUUGCAAGAGUGAUAAAUUACAAAUGAAUGUCACCUUGCCUUAAAAGUUAAAAUUUUCUGUUUCAAGCAUUUUUUCUAUUACUUAUUAGUUAUUACUUUGUUAUAUUUACGUGAAUAUCAAAUUUGAUUAAGAAUACUAAAUAAGAUGUGUAGAUCAAUCACAUUCCUAAAGCGGUGUUUACACGGGUGACUAAAGCCGCACGAUUUCCGCCGCACGGCGAAAUUCGACCGUCUAAAUGGUAAUUCGGCUAGGCCGCAAGUGACUAAAAUCGGAAGCCCCAAAGUAGACUAGCAUCCGACUUUUGCCGCGCGGCGACCGGCCGCAUGCGGCUGGUGACUAAAAUCGAUCGUGGAAAUGCUCAUUCGCAGGCGACCGCUUGGUCAGACUGGUUGUCUCCGUUCGCUCGCUGAUCGACAUUUUGAUGCCAAAUGAACUAGUCACCCGCGAUUUUCAUCGACUCGUGUAAAUCGGGUAGCGAUUCGGCUAGGACAGGCGCGGGCGAUGCGACUGGUGACUUGCCGCACGGCUAAAAUCGACCCGUGUAAACACCCCAUAAUCCAUUGAAUUACCUGCUUAGGUAUUCUAACAAAUGGCAGAAUUCGUUAUAUUAUAAGCAAUGUUAAUCCAUAUUUGUCAAUGGUAAGUCACGUAGUGGACAUAAAGCUCUUGCAAAGCCAAAAAAGGGUAGUUGUUUCAGUUACAUAUUGAUAAUAUUUUUAGUAACAAUUAACAAAAUUGUAAAGAUUAACACUGACAAGUACAGAUCAACCCUAAUGGUAUCCUAUUGAUUAUUAUCUACUUAUAAGAGUUAGAUAUGAAUCGCAAAAUUUUUGGAAGAUUUAAACACUGUGCAAUAAUAAUUACUUGUAGGUAAUUAUUAUAUUUCAUUUUGUAUGUUUAGCAUAAAAUUAAGGUAAUUAUAGAAGCCUCGAAUGAGGAAUACACCUUUGUCAAACUCUUUAAAAAAUGGAUAUAUCUAACGA
This is a messenger RNA of Colias croceus (clouded yellow), 5177 nucleotides long. RefSeq names its product serine/threonine-protein kinase prp4 (gene Prp4k). Bases 246 to 2855 code for a protein of 869 amino acids. The record is from RefSeq and is a predicted model, not a curated record. Gene Ontology annotation, biological process: peptidyl-threonine phosphorylation; mRNA cis splicing, via spliceosome; peptidyl-serine phosphorylation. Gene Ontology annotation, molecular function: ATP binding; protein serine/threonine kinase activity. The transcript has 10 exons. Lineage: Eukaryota; Metazoa; Arthropoda; Insecta; Lepidoptera; Pieridae.